Messenger RNA from Gryllus bimaculatus (two-spotted cricket), 7125 nucleotides. The record is from the annotation of a GenBank genome assembly. Lineage: Eukaryota; Metazoa; Arthropoda; Insecta; Orthoptera; Gryllidae.
UGAUAUUAUGUUCCCUAUUCGGUGUCUCAUGUUUCCAAUUGCAGGUGCAAGAGUUUAGAAUACUAGAUUGUUCGAGGCUGAUUGGAAAUUCCUUGCAACUGUUCGCAUGUUUCUAAUUCUCUACAUGGAAAUUUCUCUGAAUAUUAAAAAUAAUUUUAUAUAUAUUUAUGUAGACAUACUUAAGUAGUACACGCAGAUUGUAAGAGGUAGUAAAAUUAAAAAGUCACUUAUUUGAUUUUGGGAAUAGCGGAAAACAGCUGGCUGACUGCGCUCGUCAGGCUCGUCAUGUCAAAUAUGGAGGUUAUUAACGCUGUGAAACAUUAUCAGCGCAACAUAGAAAAAUGUAACGGUGACGUGCAAAGGAUGCUGCACUGCCUGCAGAAGUUAUAUCGUCUUCCAGUGACAGUACAACACUUACAAGAAACAGGUGUAGGAAGAACUGUAAAUGCGUUACGGAAAUAUGAAGGUGAUACUGGUGAAGCUGCAAAGGCAUUGGUUAACAAAUGGAAAGCAAUGGUCGCAGAAGCUGAAAGUAGUGAUGAAGAAGUUACAAAUGAGAAACAUAGGACUAGAACAGAAUCUCCUCCACCUAGAAGUAGUUCUCUUAAACAUAAAUCUAGCCGAUCAGAUUCCCACAGAGAAGAAACUCAUUCAGAGAAAAAUAAAUCUGUGCAUAGAAAUUCUUCCAGUAGUCAUAGUGAUAAUAAGAAAAAUGAAAAAUUAGGAAGCAAAUCUAAACACCAUGAUCAAGGACAUAAACGUCAUCAUGAGGAGGAAAGUAGGCAAAUUGAAGAGAAGCGCAGGAAAAGGAAUGUUGUAGAGGAGGAGGAGGAAGAAGAUGAAGAAGAAGAGGAAGAGGAGGAUGAAGAAGAAGAAGAACAAGUGGGGGAUUCAGGGCAUGAAUCACAAGAAGAAUUAGAGAAUAAUGAAAGUGAUAAUGUUUCUAUAGCUGAUAGUAAUGGAAGUGAAAGAAAAGAAGACGAGGAGGAAGAAGAAGAUGACGAAAAUGAAGAAAAUGAAAUAGUUUCAGAAACGGAAGUACUAGACAACAGUGACUCUUCUUCCGAUACAGAACAUGUGCCUACAGUUCAAGUGAAACAUGAACAUAGUGGAAAACACAGUGACACAAAGCAGAGGAAUUCUCAUAGUGCAAACAUGUCUCACAGCAAUCACAACAGCCAAAGUUCAAGAAAUCAUUCAGGUGGACAUCACAAAUCUGAGAAAUCAAGGGAGAAAUCUAGUUACGAUGAUAAUAGGCAUAGUAAAAGGACUGAAGGAAAAAAUGACAGUAGUUCUAAAACAGGAAGUAAAAGUGAUGGUGUUUAUAAUAAUAAAGAAGAUAAAUCAAGGACUAAGGAAAAAGAAAGAAUUAGAGAGAAAGAAAAGAGCAGAGAAAGGGAUAAGGAAAAAGAGAGAAAGGAGAAAGAGAGAAAGGAAAAAGAAAGGGAAAAGGAAAAAGAAAGGGAAAAAGAAAGAGAAAGGGAAAAAGAAAGAGAGAGAGAAAAAGAAAGAGAGAGGGAAAAAGAAAGAGAGAGGGAAAAAGAAAGAGAAAAGGAAAAAGAAAGGGAGAGAAUUAAAUCUGAAACAAGAAAUAGAGAAGAUAUGAAAAAAAAGGUGAAGGAUGAUAAAAAAGAUGAAAAAAGCAAAAACAUUCCAAAGGAAGACCCAAAACCUGGUACAAGCUCAAGCAAAGGCAACUCUUCCAAAACUGAAAACAAAAGUAAAAAUGCGAGCACAAAAAAAGUCAAAGUAUCUUCAGAAGGAACAGAAGAUGGUAUAGAUUCAUUCUCUGGAACAAGUUUUGCUGAUGCUUUGGGCAUGAUGGGUAAGAUGGAUAAUGUUACCAAGAAGAAAAAGAAAGUGUCUAGUAGUACAUCAAAGAAACCGGAAGGGCCUUCUGGGAGUCAGGCCAGCACCUCUGCAAGUAGUAGUCAUAAACCUAAAGAUGUUACACCUCGUAAUUCAUCUCAUUUAAAAAUUCCUACAUCUCCAGAAGAUCUAAAUCUGCUGGAUCCAUCGGCAAAGUUAGUACCUUUGGACGAGUUGGACAUGGAAGUAGACGUAGAUGCUACUCUGCCUACUAUCAACCCUAAUUAUCGCCCUCUGCCUCAUUUAAACUUGGACAUGCCUUCUCGUGCUCGAGUGAAGUCUCUCACUGAGGAGGAAGCCUUAUCUCAAGUGAUGUCCACUAAGAACCAGAGAACAAAGGUGUACUCUGGAGUGAAAAGUUCCAAAAGCUGGGCCACUGUUCCUUCACUUUUUGAUAUCUGUGUGAGAGUUCUUCAAGAGAACAUUGAUGCAUUGGAGUAUACUGGUGGUGUCCCUUAUGAUCUUUUGAAACCAGUUUUAUUACAUGCUACUCCUGAGCAACUCUUUGUUUUGGAACAUUACAAUCCUUAUUUAAUAGAAGAUACCGAUGAACUGUGGCAGAGUCAUGUGCGUCGGAAGUUCCGCAAUGAACGAAGACUUGACAUGGAAUCUCACCGUGAAAUGUUCCAGAGAUGUACUGAAGAAAGUGAAGCCAAACUUAAAGCCCUCACCAUCAACAUUCAGAAAGCAAUGGAAAAGUCAUUGCCAGUUCGUCAAACAAAAUUGGCUUAUGUUGAUAGCAUUGCAAAACCACCCAGACAAGUGGCUCGCAAACAGGCAAAGUUUGGCACCGCCAAUGCUACUGCUACAACUCCAAUGGCAAAAGUACAGAAAUUAGCAGGUCCUAGUACAUCUUCAGCCAAUAGAAGCAACUCCCCUGUUGUCCAUGCACCUGCUCCACGUACCAGCCAUUCAGCAAAAGCAAAGCCUCGCAUGGCUCCUCUGAUGCAGAAAACAAUGAAACUGGCUAAAAGCUUCAAACGAUGAUAGUGUGGUAAAAACUUAGGAUAUGUGAAGAACAACGUUCUUUAAAUGGAGAAAUGAUACACUAAAUGUGAACUCCUCAGUUAUUCUAUUCAUAAAGACAGUGAAGUUAAAAACAGCCCACAGAAUCUGUUGUGAUGACGUGUUGGAUGGGGUAUGUUAGCUCAUUGUUUUCCAUUUCAUUAGACCGUAAAGUGGUGAAAUUUUACUUCCACAACUUCAUAAAUUGAUUGCUAGUCAGGAUGUACUGUAUUUCAUUACUACUGGACUAGUGUGAUGGUUUUAUUGUAAUAAAUAUGCUGAAAGGAAAUGUGAAGUGUGAAGCAAGAGUUCCUCAGUUUUUAUGCAGGAUGUCUGUCCAAGAUGUAAUGAUGAAUGCAGUAAUAUGUUGAUGGAUUGUUUGUGAGCGAGUAUGGUAUCAAAACUGUCACUCUGUACCAAAUUUAAUAUCAGUUAUUCUUCUUGUAAUUGUUUUUUCAUAAUGAAGCAGAAAUAUUGAAAUUUUAAUCUUGCUACAGAAUAACAAUUGAAUAUUUAACAAUCAUUGACGCUUAUAUUAUUUAGAAUAUGGUUUGGUGCAUGGUUCUUGAUAAAAUAAUUACCUAAUACAAUUUUUUAUGACUUUCUUUAAAGUUUACUGAAAAAGUAAUUUCGUUUCAAUUUGCUUCAGUGCUAUCAUUGAUUACCAACGUGUGAUUUUUGGAAUAUUAUUGUGCAUGAAUCAAUAUGCCACGGAAAGUUGUGAUAGAAAAAGAUUCCAAAAUUUAUUCCCGAAAUAUGUAAUAAGUUGUAUUGGAUAAUUGUAAUGUAAUAUUGCAAUUGGAAAGUUUUUGUAUUUCUGUAAUUCUAAUGUGUUAAACUGAUUGUCUCUAAAAUAUUCUGUGCAUUACAAAAUAUUUAUAUUUAUCUAAAAUGUUCAUAGAUUUUAAAAAUUGGAUAUUGUCUUGUGUGAGAAGUAUGGGAGAUGAUUUUAGCUAGUUAUCUUAGAAAAUUGUAUUUUGCUGGUAGUUCAUUUUGACUGUAAAUUUCUUAUUUUUUGUUUAUUUGCUAUUGCAGUUACAAUCCUUACAUAAUAUUUUUUUAAAUAAGACUUUAUUUCAUUGGUUUAUCAACAAUCAUUACCAGAACUUUUCUGUGUAUCAGUUCAUUUUAUCAGUUGCUAAAAUUUUAAAAUAUUUCUACAUAUUUGCUGUAUGUAAGUAUUAAUAAGUGGGAGUAAUUAAUUGUUAAGAGGCACAGUUUUGAAUUUAAUUUAUAUUAUUUAUAUUUCUCAUUUACUAUUAAGAGUCAAAGAACUAGUUUCUUUAGUGAGUACUAUACUCAUAAGGGAAAACAUUUUUAUUGUAUAUAUUUCGAUUUCAUCACCCUUUGAAUUAAGAAAUUUACAUUGCAAGAUGUCCUAAAAUGCAAAGUAAUGUUUUUUUAUGGUCUUCUGUUGAUUACAAUGGAAAGAAGUUUGUCAGUUUUAACAUUUGUAUUUUGCUUACUGCCACAGAAAGAAUGAAUUUUUUUGAGUAUUUGUAAAUCAGGUAUUACAGAAGAAAAUUUCAAUAGCAACAAAUGAUUAUGAUUAUUCCGAGUGACCAAUGAUAUUGUCAACCAUCGGUCUGCCAUCGCUUUAGUUUGAUAGCAAUGUGAAUUGAUUUCCUAUGAUUGUGAAAGUGUACUGUACACUUGAUAAGUGAUUCUUAUUAAGUGAUACAACAUAUCUACUCAUGCUAUGUUAAAUCUAUAGCUUUGUACAUGUUUUUGUUAAAUUUUGAUUUGUGAUGAAUAUUAUGAGUUUGUUCAUAAUUUUGAGAUAUUGAUUGGUGGUUUUAAUAAAUCAUGAACUAUAGAAACCUGUGUUUUGAGGGAGAGUGAUGGAUGUGAAUGACUUUUUUUUUUUUGGUGAAUUUGUGGAUGUGGGUUUGUUUAAGGCAUGUGCCAAAACACAUUUGGUCUUGCACAUGAAAAAAUUUCUUUAAAGUAAUGCUAAUUGAAAUUCAUUUUCUUGCUACACUUUUGAACCCACAGAAGUAUGACAGCUUUUCCUGAUGAGGAUGGAAGCAGACAAUUACCGUAUUUGCCCAAGUAUAAGACAACCUCUGAAUUUUGAAGAGACCUUCUUCUUACUAUUCAGUUACAAUAAAAUCACAAAUUGUCUGGAUGAGAUUAAAUCUUUUUGUCUGAGCUCUCACUAUUUUCUUUUUCUUUCAUUUCAUCAUCAUUUUUUUUUUUUUACUAUAACUUUUAGAUUUCAUAUAUCAUUGUUUCUUUCUGGCCCUCCUCACAUGUGAAGCCCUCUUCUGAUUUCUGAGGGUCCUCUGAAUGUUUUGCGCCUUGAAUUUGUGUUCUUUCUCUUUUAUCGGAUGCCAGCUAAGAAUUUUUCCUCUGUGUCACCAGAUUUCAUUCCUGAUGGUCAUGUUCGGGGCCUUUGGCUCUUUAACAACAAUCAACUUGCAAUUCACAUUGUUUAAUGUUCAUUGUGACUUGUACAUCUCUGAAUCUCCAUACUGGGGGUAGAGUGGGAGAGUUGUGAAUUUUUAGCCUUGGAGUUUUAAAAUCAUUCCACCUCUGUGAUUCGAUGUACAAUUGCAUCAGUUGAAUUUUUAUAUAUUUCACCUUCUUGCAAAAUGCAGAUUCACACCAAAGAGACAACACCACGCAGCUUUAUCAAUCAUCAAAAUGUCUGCAAUGAUUUUUAUUUAUAUUCAUGUUGCAUUUUACUUUUGAGAAAGUCAUUUGUUUAAGAAUAUCUCCUAUAUCUUAUCAGCGUAAUCGCGGAGGCUGCCAAGAAUACGCCAGCGAGAUAGGAUGGAUGUGUGUAGUUGUUUAUCAUCUUCACAGCAUAUUGUUAAGAGUUUGCACGAGUUAUCUGUUCAUGUAAAAGCAUUGAUCUUUAACUUACUAGGCUUAAUCUGUGAAUAUUAGAUGACCCUGAAUUUUUCAAUUGAAAUACUUAGGCAAACACCUUAGUCUUGUAUUUAGGUAAAUACGGUAUGUUACUGUUUUGGAAACAUUUUUGUAAUGGAGUGGCGUACAAUUCAGUUUCAAGCAGAUUAGAGUAAAUGUAUCACCAACACAGCAUGGUAGAAUAGGGAUUUGUGCUAUUUUGUUCUAGAAAGAGAAGAGAAUAAAAUUCAUCAAUUUUGACUGUUGUGAAGGUUGUGAGGGUGAAUUCUGGGAGUGAGACCUUCCUAUUGUGAACUGGUAGAAGAGGCCCAUUACAAAAUUACACUGUAAACAAAAUACAGAAUUGUCUAAAUAAGACAAUCUUCUGUAAUUCUCAAUUUCAUGUUAAAAUUUACUCUCCUUAAAUGAAAUAUACACAUUAUUUUGAUUGAUAUUUGAAUACUCUUAUGGUGAAUGGGUCAAGUAGACAUAAGUAGACCAUUUGCUUGAAUAAGGAAAUGUGGUUAUCUAAUCAGUGUCAAAAUGUUGUGAUGUGUGCUUAGUAUUUAAGUCCCUCAAUAGAUGAAACAACAAAUGAUCCUCAUUUUGAAUAAUGAAAUAAGAUCGACAAUGCAAUUUUGCUCCCAAAAUGUGAAGAGAAUGAUGUAAUUUAAAGCAUGUUUUGUGGAACUAUUAUGUCAAAGUUCAUGCUAAUAUGUAGGUAGGUAACCCACAACAUAUUGGUGAUUUUCUAUCAAUUAAAAAUAUUUUCAAAAAUAGAUGUCAAGCACAUCUCAAAAAUAAUGUAUGUGAUGCACUAAGAAUAAACAACCCUGAAACCCCACAAUAGUUAUAGUGCAUCCUAAUCCUAAAUAAUAGGUGUCUAAUGUUGGAUUUCUUUGUGACAUUACGAGGGUGAUUCAUCCUGAUUCAAAAGAAAUGAGCAAUAUUAAUGUCUGCAAUACAUUCCAGAAAAUCCAGUGGCUCUUAAAACGCCCUUUUGUACAACGAAAACUACUUACAUUCAAGAGGAAAAUCAAUUUUUUUUUCUGCGUAUUGGUUAUUGCCGGGAUAAAUACUCACAUUUUGAAAGUUCAUCAAUCACAAAUUCUGUGCAACUAAAUUUUUCAGCUGGAAGGAAUUUUUUCCAAGAAUCCACAUUUUGUGGAUCUUUGAUACUUAAACUUGGUUUACAGGAAAAUGUCUGAGGACAAUGCUAAACUAUGUAUGGGAUUUUCUCUAAAAUUGAUAUUCCAUGAUCAAUCUGUUUGAGCUAGAGAUCCUACAAAUUUGAAACUGAUAUUUUGAUAUUUGUGGAUACUGUACAUGAACCAUCAAAAACAUUUUCAAAAUUUUCUUGAAAACAGCUUCAAAUUUUUUCUCUAUUUCUUCUCGUUU